Molecule: messenger RNA, 480 nt
Organism: Cercopithifilaria johnstoni
Lineage: Eukaryota; Metazoa; Nematoda; Chromadorea; Rhabditida; Onchocercidae
Source: the annotation of a GenBank genome assembly
AUGACAUAUAUGAAAGCAAUCGCAGUAUUACGUAGUAAUACUGCUAAUGGAAUCAUUUAUUUUCAACAGAAUGAUGAAAAUUCGCCGACAACAAUAUAUGGUGAAAUUAGUGGUUUAACACCUGGUUUGCAUGGUUUCCAUAUUCAUCAAUAUGGUGACGCAACAAAUGAUUGUAUAUCUGCCGGUUCACAUUUCAAUCCUUUCGGAAAUACUCACGGUGGUCCAACCGAUCAAAUGAGACAUAUCGGUGAUCUUGGAAACAUUAAUGCUGGAAAUGAUGGCAUUGCUCAUGUUAAUAUUAUCAGUAAUGAUAUAAAGUUAUCAGGCCCAAUUUCAAUAAUUGGACGUUCGCUUGUGGUGCAUGCCAAGGCAGAUGAUUUCGGUAAAGGAGUUGGUGAUGAAAGGGAAGAAAGUUUGAAAACUGGUAAUGCUGGUGGGCGUGUUGUGUGUGGUAUUGUUGGCGUUACUGCUCUAACUUAA